This is a messenger RNA of Sphaerulina musiva SO2202, 747 nucleotides long. RefSeq lists its product as uncharacterized. NCBI's taxonomy places the organism in Eukaryota, Fungi, Ascomycota, Dothideomycetes, Mycosphaerellales, Mycosphaerellaceae. The record is from RefSeq and is a predicted model, not a curated record. The transcript has 4 exons. Bases 21 to 536 code for a protein of 171 amino acids.
AUCAACUAUUACUUAUCGCAAUGUCGUCCCUCCUCCAGUACGCCAAUACCUACCAUGCUUAUGUAUUCGGUACCAGCUUCUGGUACUUCCUGAGGGGCAUCGUCCGUGUGAUAGAUCCGGCGACUGUAUGUGGCUGGUUUCGUCCCCCAGUUGACGGAUUGUUGGUCGAACCAAAUGAUCUCGAACUAUAUACGACACGUACGGAUGCGUUCUGUCUGCUCGCAUUGGCAGCAAUUCUACUCGCUGUAUCAGACGCCCUUCCGCUUCCUGGAGCAAUUACCGGGUCCUCUUUAUCCGACUACGCUCCUGUCUCGUACAAGAAGCCAUAUGCACGAGCCGUCAUCCUCAUCACGAUUCUGCAUCAUGUCGCUACUGGCGUAGGAGCAUACUCGCAUUGGUGCCUGGAGUCUCACCGUACUAUUGCCAUGGAUAUCGGUGUAUUCGGCAACGUCGGACUUGUGGCAUUGGGAAUUGCGGCGCUUCAGUAUGGGUUGGAGGACAGGAGUGGUGUGACCGAGCAAUUGAAGCAGGCCUGAUGAGUGAGAACUCGACCGCGUGGACGUUUCGUGAAUAUGACCCGGGGUUGAUGGGAUUUCCGUUCAUGUCCUCUGAUUGAUACCUUACGGCCGAAAUAGGGUUAUAAAUAGAACAGACCCGGCAUCCGAUGGAUUCUUCGCACUUCAAUAAUACUUGCUCAACCUCAGGUAGCAACACUUACCUUACCUAAGGUACAGGUAACUUCCAAAC